Molecule: messenger RNA, 984 nt
Organism: Darwinula stevensoni
Lineage: Eukaryota; Metazoa; Arthropoda; Ostracoda; Podocopida; Darwinulidae
Source: the annotation of a GenBank genome assembly
AUGCUCGCAGUUCCUGCUCGUGUUUUAUGCUUUAGUGAUGAUCCUCCCUUUAAGAUCCUGAUCAUCUUCUGUUAUAUUACCCAGUCCUUGUUUCUCCUCUGGGCCUUGAUGAUGCAACUGGCACGCUCGAGGGAGUCGGACAAAGAAGCCAUCUGCGAUCCUGACUGGGUUUUCUUCGAAGAUGCCUGCUAUUUUUUCAGCAAAGGCCCCUUGACUCAGAUCGAAGCCCGAAGUUUUUGUCUCGACCAAGGCGGAGACCUGGUGAGCAUUCACGGCCCGGAAGAGCAGAAAUUCGUGGAAGAAAAUGUCGCCUAUCGAAGCUCUUGGAUUGGUGCAUUUACCACCCAAUCUUUAAUUGAUGACCCUUGGAACUUCGAAUUUUUCGACGGCACUCCAAAUGACUAUCAUCAAGUCGGAGUCGGUGAGGGUUGGAUCUAUUACCCCGGAACCCCAGGUGGGGGGAUCCUUUUAAGGCCUCUACUAUUGAAAAAUGUGGAUUGCGCCUUGAAGAGGACUGUAUAUUGCUACAGUCCUUAUUACAAUCCUCAGUGUGGGUGUGGUAAUGGGGACUUUGAUUUUGUGGCCGGUACAUGUUUAAAGAAAGGUCCGGAACCCAUGUCUUUCGAAGAUGCAAAUCGAUUCUGUUCUAGCCUUGAAGGGGGUUGUGGAGCAUGGGGAGCCGUUCUCCCUGGGAGCGACGAUAUGAGGAACAUUAUCACAGGCUAUUACAUGAGCUCAGAUGAUAACUUUAUGGUUGAGGACGACGGGGAUCGCCCCGGGCGAUACUGGGUCGAUCUGAGAAGAAAUCCGGAAUCCGGGCUGUGGGAAACGAAUAGCGGAUCGCAAGUGAAUGUAACUGGAUGGCAUUGGGACGGAUUUCCGACCGAAGAUGGCGGUGAUUGCGUCUCCAUGUUCGUCUCCUCUUGGAUCCCACAAAUAGCAAGUAAGGAAAAUGGAUUCAUAUGCAAGAAAUCCCUUGCAUGA